CUUUCAUGUAGUUCUUUGACAUUUAGAGGUUAGAAAGGGAGCGUUGAAGGGAGGAAAUAUUGGUCAUCUGAAGAGAUUAAAGAAAAAUGGCGAGCAGUUCGCUCCUUUCUACUGCUGCUAAGAGGUUGGAAGGAAAAGUAGCAAUAGUUACUGGUGGUGUUGGCGGCAUUGGAUCUACCAUUGCCAAGCUAUUCUGUCAACAUGGUGCCAAAGUCAUAAUUGCCGACACCAGAGAUGAUGAAAGCCAAUCUAUCUGCAACACUUUGUUUGUUCACUGUGAUGUCACAAGCGAAUCAGAUGUCCAAAAUGCGGUGAACAAAGCAGUCUCUACACAUGGAAGGCUUGAUAUAAUGGUGAACAAUGCAGGCAUCGCGGGAGCCAAGGUAUUGGACAUUCUUGAUUGCGAUGCGACUGAUUUUGUUAACGUGUUUCGUGUUAACACCCUUGGUGCAUUUCUGGGAACGAAACACGCUGCUCGUGUGAUGAAACCCGUGCAAAGGGGGAGCAUAAUAAACACAGCUAGUGUUGCUGGUAUUAUGGGGGGUUUACCACAUGCUUAUUCAUGCUCAAAACAUGCGAUUGUUGGCCUCACUAAGAACACUGCCCUCGACUUGGGGCGAUACGGUAUCCGAGUCAACUGUGUUUCCCCUUAUAUAAUUCCUACACAGAUGACAAGGAGCUAUUUUGGUUUGGCAGAGGAUGAUAAACUUGAUGUGCAUUCAAACCUUAAAGGUGUUGAAUUGAUGCCAGAAGAUGUUGCUGAGGCUGUUCUUUAUCUUGCAAGUGAUGAGUCCAAGUAUGUGAGUGGCCACAAUCUUGUUGUGGAUGCUGGCUUCUCCAUUUCUAAUUUAGCCUUAAAUCUUUUCAACCAAUAAGUUAUAUUCCAUAUGCAUUUAAGGUUAUCUGGUUUGUGGCAAAUCAUAUAAUAAUCAUGGGCAUUAUUCUAUUUUCUGCAUUUUAUUUGCUAUAAA
Ipomoea triloba (trilobed morning glory) is the source of this 971-nucleotide messenger RNA. Its product is annotated as zerumbone synthase-like. The coding region runs from base 87 to 875 and encodes 262 amino acids. The transcript is spliced from 2 exons. The record is from RefSeq and is a predicted model, not a curated record. Lineage: Eukaryota; Viridiplantae; Streptophyta; Magnoliopsida; Solanales; Convolvulaceae.